UACAAUUCAAUUACUAUUUCGCUACCAGCCAAAGUCAAAGAUAGUCCGUCCCCCCACCCCUCUCUCUCUCUCUCUCUAAAACUAUCCCCAUUUUCUCUCUCUACAAAUCAGAUCGAUCUCCUUUUCCGGUUACACAUGUCGGACGCUUUGAUCAAUGGACUCUCCGGAGCUGGUGGAGGAAUCAUUGCUCAGCUCAUCACAUAUCCUCUCCAAAUGGUAAAUACGCGUCAACAAACGGAAAGAGACACGAAGAAAGAGAAGAGGAAGCUUGGGACUAUAGAACAAAUGUGUCAGGUCGUUAAGGUAGAGGGGUGGGAUCGGCUGUACAGUGGCUUAACACCGUCGCUGGUUGGUACGGCUGCGUCUCAGGGUGUUUACUAUUAUUUCUAUCAAAUAUUUAGGAACAAAGCUGAAGCUACCGCUUUUGAUCGUAAAAGGAAAGGGUUUGGUGAUGGAUCAGUUGGGAUGUUCUCAUCACUUGUGGUGGCUGCUUUAUCUGGGUGCGUGAAUGUGCUGCUGACUAAUCCUAUAUGGGUGGUUGUUACUCGAAUGCAGACUCACAAAAAGAAAUCCCAACCCCAUCAAACUCCAUACAUUGCUUCAGACGAAGCAAUUUUGGCUGCAGUAGAGCCUCCUCCCUAUGGUACUGACCAUGCGAUUCGAGAAGUUUAUGAUGAAGCUGGAGUUGUGGGAUUCUGGAAAGGCGUUUUACCAACAUUGAUCAUGGUGAGCAAUCCUUCCAUACAGUUCAUGCUGUAUGAAACCCUAUUGAAAAAGCUAAAGGAAAGGCGUGCCUUGAGUAAGAAGAGUAACAAUGGUGUAACUGCUUUGGAGAUAUUUCUGCUUGGAGCUUUGGCAAAGCUGGGAGCCACUGUUGUAACGUAUCCUCUUCUGGUUGUCAAGUCAAGGCUUCAAGCAAAGCAAGUUACUAGUGGAGACAAAAGACAUCAUUAUAAAGGCACCUGUGAUGCUAUCGUGAAGAUGAUUCAGUAUGAAGGGUUUUAUGGCUUUUACAAGGGGAUGAGCACAAAAAUUGUACAAAGUGUUCUUGCAGCUGCUGUUUUAUUCAUGGUGAAGGAAGAACUUGUCAAGACGACUCGGUGGUUGUUAACAAAGGAUGCCAUUAAUACAGUGAGAUAACCUCCAUGAUUAGACCUGCGCGCGCGCAUGUUCAUGCGUGUGCACUGUGCCCGACAAUGUUUGGGGCGUGGGGGUGUCAUUGGGUCACAAGUUCAUUGAUAGUGGAAUACCUGCAUGAACAGAUUCUCUCAUUGCUGAAUGGGAUAUAAUAGGAUUUGUUGGGGAAUAAUACGAAGCGUUCUUUAAUUAGGUGAUAUUUCAUGAUGGUAUGUACUCAUUUUAAUUUUUGAACAUUGAUCAUUCACCAUGCAUUAGAAACUACACGUGUUUUCUGUUUGGUACUGAAUGAAUUUCUGUGAUUCUUGAGGCAUAACUCGGUUGAAGUUGCUUGGGCAUAAUUAUUAUAGAUGUGAAGUUCUGUUGUAGUUUUGGUAA
Molecule: messenger RNA, 1515 nt
Organism: Cornus florida
Lineage: Eukaryota; Viridiplantae; Streptophyta; Magnoliopsida; Cornales; Cornaceae
Product: peroxisomal nicotinamide adenine dinucleotide carrier-like
Exons: 11
Coding region: 136-1140 (334 amino acids)
Biological process (GO): nucleotide transport; transmembrane transport
Source: RefSeq, a predicted model, not a curated record